Fusarium keratoplasticum is the source of this 2151-nucleotide messenger RNA. RefSeq names its product Dimer-Tnp-hAT domain-containing protein. Gene Ontology annotation, molecular function: protein dimerization activity. The record is from RefSeq and is a predicted model, not a curated record. The coding region runs from base 1 to 2151 and encodes 716 amino acids. NCBI's taxonomy places the organism in Eukaryota, Fungi, Ascomycota, Sordariomycetes, Hypocreales, Nectriaceae. The transcript is spliced from 3 exons.
AUGUCCGAGACCGCUUUAAAAGGCAGCCUUGCUGGCAGCGCGUCGUCAUCGCCACCACCCGCAUUUCCUCGUCUCGGAUCCCGGCCUAAGAGCAUCGCCAAGCAGUAUGAUGCCGCUUUGGCUUUAGCCUCGACUACCGAUUCUUCCGUUGACGACCUUUACAAGAUUACUUGGGGCCAACGACAGCUCACAGGAUCACCGAGACCUUCGAACCGGGCUCAUCUGACGAUUCGUCGGUCCUCGAUCUUCAAAGAAGCGCAUCCAAGAAACGGCCAGCUCCUUCUUCCUUCAUUCUUCCCCGAGCGAAGAUGGCGCGGAUCAGAGAGCUCUCAGUUGGCUAUAUUGUUGAUUCUAAUCUCCCCCUUUACUACCUUCGAGAGUACCUACCUACAAGAGCUAUUCCGUCAGCUAGACCCUGAUCUUUAUACCCAGGUGCCCUGGGGUCGAACUGCAGCUAAGAAAGACCUAGAGGAUAUACUCUCUUUAAAGAAAGCGGCCGUCAAGGAGGAACUCGACAAGGCUAUUACCCAGGUACAUAUCAGCUUCGAUCUCUGGACCUCUCCAAACAGACUAGCUUUCAUUUCGAUCUUUGGUCACUAUAUUGACCAGAGCAACUUAUACCAAAGCCGGCUGCUGGCUUUCAGGAGGCAGAUCGGGUCUCACGCCGGCGAGAAUAUCGCCUACACUAUAAGGAAUGUCGUCCGUGAUUGGGGGAUCGAUUCGAAGCUUGGGGUCUCGAUCUGUGAUAAUGCGACCAGCAACGAUGUUUGCUUGCGAAGCCUCUACACAACUCUCGAUGCCUCGAUGACUCGAGCGGAUACGGAGGCACGAAGGAUGCGAUGUUUCGGGCAUAUUCUAAACCUUGUUGCCCAAGCUUUCCUCUAUGGCGAUGAUGCAGCUUCUUUCGAACUUCAAUCUGAGGCUUAUGGCAUGCUGGAGCGGGUUGAAGAAGACCUCGAACACUGGCGAGCUAAGGGUCCAGUUGGGAAGCUUCAUAAUAUCGUCAGGUUCAUCCGAGCCUCUCCGCAACGCACCGAAGCAUUCAAAGCACAUGCCAAGGAGCAGGAGGAGGCGGACAUAUACAAGCUUGCAGAAGAAUCAACGGCCGAGCUUGAAGUCAUACAGAACAACGCUACGAGAUGGAAUUCGACCUAUAUGAUGAUCGAACGCGCCUUGAUCAAGCAGUCUGAGCUCAAUAGCUUCAUUCAAGAGCUAGGGCUGGAAGCAGACGCCUCAAGAAGGGUUCCUACAGCUGACAUCCUGACCUCUGAUGACUGGAAGGUCCUCAGGGAGUCGGACAAACCCGAGAGCGACCCUCACGCCAGCAACGACUACCAUCACGACUUCAGGGGUAUGAGAUCACGCCGUUACGCCGCCGCCGCGAAACAGCUCUUCCGGCCCAUCAACUUGCCAGCCCACAGUUUAAUGAAGAUGCCCCUCCCUGCACAUUCUCGAGAGGACUACCUACAGGGCGAUGCUCGUUCCAUGAGCAAUAUUGCUAGUAUGGAGGGCCAAGAGCGUGCAAGUAUUAGGGCAAGCAUCAAUAAUGCUUGGAUUAAGCUUAACGAGUACUACACUCUCCUCGGGCGAUCGCCUCUGUUUGCGGCCUCUGUUGUUCUAAAUCCGGACCUUGGCCUCCGGUGGCUUGAGACUAACUGGACCUCCCCGGAGCAGCUACAAUGGCUUCGGGAUGCAAAGGAUGGCAUCAAAGGCUACUUUGAGCGUUGGUACUCAAACGACGAUGAUGCCUCUGAGGAGAGUAUUUUCGCCACGCCCUCGUUAACGCCCCGACCUGAGCAAAGUAGGUUUGAGCAGUGGGUAAAAAGCCGGCAGCCUAAGCUCUCAGCAACAGGCAGUGAGCUUGAACGAUACUACAGGCUUGAGCCGGAGCAGGUGAAUGACCCUAUUCAGUGGUGGAUUGAUCAUAGGAACGCUUUCCCGCGUUUAAGCAGAUUUGCAUUGGACGUCCUUGCUAUUCCGGCCAUGGCAACUGACUGUGAGAGAGCAUUCAGUCUUGCGAAGCUUACAGUCACCUCACAGCGGCAUUCCCUGCUUGGAUCGAGCAUUGAGUCGGUCCAAUUACUGAAGAACUGGAUCAGGGGAGGGCGUGUUACUCUAGGGGGCCUAUGCUUGAGCAACAAGGCCAGUUAG